Molecule: messenger RNA, 1374 nt
Organism: Canariomyces notabilis
Lineage: Eukaryota; Fungi; Ascomycota; Sordariomycetes; Sordariales; Chaetomiaceae
Product: glycosyltransferase family 34 protein
Exons: 3
Coding region: 1-1374 (457 amino acids)
Biological process (GO): protein N-linked glycosylation
Cellular component (GO): Golgi membrane
Molecular function (GO): glycosyltransferase activity
Source: RefSeq, a predicted model, not a curated record
AUGUCCCUAUCACGCAGCCCGUCUCCCGUGCCCGGAGGCGGCUGGGCGAGCCCUGGUCUCAACAUCCCGAGCGGUCGAUCAAGUCCGACAAGGGGCGUCACGGGUUCAAAUGGAACGCCCGUCAUGUGGGAAUCUUCAAGGUUAAAACGAGGCGGCUCUGCUGGGUACCCCUCUUUCUCGACUAAGAACGAGGGCUUUUUCGGCAGACACAUGCGCCGUCUAUCUCGCAGCUUGCCACGCUUCAGCACGAGUCCUUACUACGCCGACAAAGAAAAGCUUGGUCGUGGCAGAUGGCCGAUCCACAAUGUGCCCUUACUGGGGAGGAUACGUGGUAUCGUGGGGCGCAUGGGCAGGAGGAUGAAGAUUCGGCUCAUGGUCUUGCUCAUGAUUCUGCUGUCCAUAUUCACCUUUUACAAUACACCUAUGGUGUAUCACUGGAGGAGAACAACGUGGCUGGGCGGGGGACAGAAAUUUGUCAUAAUACUGGGGGCCAACGUUGGUGGCGGGGUGAUGGAAUGGAAGGGAGCGCGAGAGUGGGCCAUUGAGCGAGACUCGGUGCGGAACAAAAAGAAAUAUGUGGCUCGAUGGGGGUACGAUCUUGAGAUCGUUGACAUGAGCACGAAGAAGCGCUAUGCGCACGAGUGGCGCGAGAGCUGGGAGAAGGUCGAUUUCAUCCGCACAGCCCUGAGGAAAUAUCCCAAGGCCGAAUGGAUCUGGUGGCUCGACCUCAACACCUUCGUCAUGGAGCCAAGCUACUCGCUCCAAGAUCACAUCUUCGACAACCUCGAGAAACAUAUAUAUCGAGACAUCAACGAAUACAACCCCCUAAAUAUUACCCACCCCUUGACCGACCAAUACCUCGACGAUGACGAGCGAAGUCCCGUAGGGGACGGAAACGCCAACUCGGUCAAUCUAAUCCUGUCGCAGGACUGCUCCGGGUUCAACCUGGGCUCCUUCUUCAUUCGUCGAAGCACGUGGACGGAUAGGCUGCUAGACAUCUGGUGGGAUCCAGUGGCGUACGAGCAGAAACAUAUGGAAUGGGAGCACAAGGAGCAGGAUGCCCUGGAGCAGCUGUACAUCUCGCAGCCGUGGAUUCGGAAGCAUACCGGUUUUUUGCCGCAGCGCAUGAUCAACAGCUUCCCCACCGGGGCGUGCGCCGAAGGCGGGAAGAACCCUAGGAUUCAUUACGACGAGAAGGACAGGGACUUCCUCGUCAGUAUGGCCGGCUGCGAGUGGGGGCGCGACUGCUGGGGCGAGAUGUACAACUUCCGCGAGCUGAGCUACUACCUGAACCGGACAUGGUGGGAGCGCUUCAAGGAGGACUUCCUGGCCAUGAUUUGGUUCAAGCUCACCGGCCAAAAGGUCAAGUUUUAA